AUUCCUCUUCACCCGACCGAGCACUCCACACGAGAUCCUACCACGCUGACCUUUGACUGGCACGUCACCCUUGGCACGAGAGCCCCAGACGGGGUGGAGAAGCAGGUCUACCUGAUCAAUGGACAGUUCCCGGGCCCGACCAUCGAGGGCCGAUCCGGGGACCGCAUCAUCGUCCGUGUCCAUAAUGACCUCAAGGACGACGAUGGUGUCUCACUGCACUGGCAUGGUCUGCGCAUGCAGGGCUUCAAUGCCAUGGACGGAGCUGUGGGAUUCACCCAGUGUCCUAUCCCCGCCGGCAGCUCCUUUGUCUACGAUUUCCGCAUCCGCGACGACGAGCACGGAACGUUCUGGUGGCACAGCCAUUCCCAGCUGCAGAGGGCAGACGGCCUCUUUGGCGGGUUGGUGAUACACGAGCCACGGCGUCACAAGUCCGACAUCGCUGUGCAAGAGGAAGCACUGCUGCUCAUUGGCGACUGGUUCCAUCGCAAGCAUAGCGACGUUCUUGACUGGUACAGCAGCCCCGCGAGCGCAGGCAAUGAGCCUGUCCCUGACUCCAUGGUCAUCAACGGCCGUGGUCGAUACGACUGCUCCAUGGCCGUGCCGGCGAGACCAGUUCAGUGCAAGAAGACGUCCUUGAGCAACUUCCCGCCGAUCAUUAGGAAAUCUGUGGGGGAAACGCUGCUCAGAGUAGUGAAUACUGGCACCAUCGCCGGCUUGACGCUCGGUGUUGAUGGUGCUUCGCUUCAGCCUACGCAGGUCGAUGGAGGCUGCAAGGUAGAUUCAAAGCCAGCUGAUUCCGUCGGCAUUCUCUAUCCUGGCGAGAGAGUUGACCUACUGCUCAAGUGGAGGAGCGACCAGGCGGCGGAGCCAUGGUUCAACGUCUACCUGGAUCAUGAGAAUCUUCGCUUCGGCAACCCGGCGCUCAACCCAAACCAUACCUUCCCUGCCCUCCCGAAAACAGUCACAGCUCAUGAUCGCGAUCAUGCAUCCCUCUUGAAAUUCAGCAGCAGUCACCUCGACCUUGCUACGCUUACUGCUACACACGAACCAUCUCCUAUUGUUACGGCUGAGGAGGAACAGACGAUACUCUUCUACGUGUCGACUCAGAAGCUUGCGGUGCAUGGAAACAAACCCAUCGGCUUUGUAAAUCAUACCGCUUGGCAGCCCCAGUCAUUGCCACUGCUGUCUCAGAACCGUUCGUCUUGGGACGACAACCAGCUCAUUCCCUUUAUUGGCAGCGGAUCAAAGCCCACCAAGGUCAAGCUUGUCAUUAACAAUCUCGACGAUGGUUCCCACCCGUUCCAUCUUCACGGACAUUCAUUCCACGUCCUGUCCUCAAUCAAGGCGGACAAGGCUAAGCUUGGGACUUACAACCCCUUUGAGACAUCAGAGAGCGACUCUCUUGGUCAUUGGCAGCGGGAGAAGCCACUACGGAAAGACACAGUCAGUGUGCCCAGGAGAGGGCAUGUGGUGCUCUCGUUUGUCGCCGACAACCCCGGAAUGUGGAUGUUGCAUUGCCAUAUGUUGGUACACCUGGGAACAGGCAUGGCC
Messenger RNA from Trichoderma virens Gv29-8, 1551 nucleotides. RefSeq lists its product as uncharacterized. The record is from RefSeq and is a predicted model, not a curated record. The annotation marks the transcript as partial. The transcript has 3 exons. NCBI's taxonomy places the organism in Eukaryota, Fungi, Ascomycota, Sordariomycetes, Hypocreales, Hypocreaceae. Gene Ontology annotation, molecular function: oxidoreductase activity; copper ion binding.